ACAAUGAAAACACAUAAGUGACUAAUACACAAUAAACAUAUAAACCGAGCUCUGUUGGCAAGGUUAAGUUUAAUUCAAAAGCAUUGCGAAUCAACCAUUAUACUGCUCCCUCCUUGUUGCCAUUCACAUUCAAGUAACAUAUUUCAUGUCCUAAUGACAUUAAUGUCAUGUGUUAAGUCCCCCCACAUAUUUCCAACAAAACAUUUUUUCUUCUUAGCAAAGGUCUGACCUCCCCCAUUCAUUUUAUCUAGCUACAUAAUAACCGAGGAGAGGUCUUGACGUGCCUUGGUCUAUACCGAGGAGAUGGGCUGCAUCUUCAGAAGACGCAUUUUUCGUACCACCUUCUAACUUUAAGGGGGCUUUUUAGCUUUUGGUUUGCUUUCCGUUUCUGGAAAAAAUCUGAAUCAUUUUAUAACCAACGCCAGUUGUUGCACAAGUCUAUGCAUGCGUGCGCGGGCGUGUGAGUGUGCGUGUAUUCGUUUGUAUGAGGAAGAGGGAAAGAGUGUUCGAGUAUCUGAUCGCGUUGCUCUCCAAAAAGGAAAGAAAGAAAGUGGGGGGAACGCUUGGACUUAAUUUUCUUCCCGAAACUUUUUUUUUUUUUUUUUUUUUAGGAAUGAACGCAGAGACGUGCGUUUCAUUCUGUGAGAUGACAUCCAUGGAUUCAUAUUAUAGCGCAUCUGCACCGCAAGGAAGGGAUCACCAGGCGAACCCUUUCAGGACAUUCCAGGCGAGUGACACCAAAUACAGCCCCGCUUUCCUGACCCACAAAGGUCAGGCGUACGGGGAAAGAUCUGGGAGCCCGUUCCAGCAGGAAUGCCAGUCAUUGGAUGCCACUGCUGGGGAAGGCACCUUUAACAAAUACCACCUCUUCAUGCAGAAGUCCUCCGGCAAAACUCCCCCAGACAGCAGCAAACUCCAGCAGGAAAGCGGACACAACGGAGGACUCAUCGCGUGUUAUGGUAAGGAGAGCACAGGGCUGACAGAUUCUGAGUUGCCCCAAAACAGUGAUCCUGCAGGGAUGGAUGGCAGCUACCUCAGCGUAAAGGAGUCAGGAGUGAAAAGCCCUCAGCAGUCAAACUCAGAAUUGGCUUCUCCAUUGGACAAGGCUGAGGGAGAGAGCAACAAGGGCAAGAAAAGACGCAACCGUACCACCUUCACAAGCUAUCAGCUAGAGGAGCUGGAGAAAGUCUUUCAGAAAACACACUAUCCCGAUGUCUACGCCCGGGAACAACUCGCACUGAGGACUGACCUGACAGAAGCUCGAGUACAGGUGUGGUUUCAAAACCGCAGAGCCAAGUGGCGGAAGAGAGAGCGGUUCGGACAGAUGCAGCAGGUCCGGACACAUUUUUCCACGGCCUAUGAACUGCCCCUUCUAACUCGGCCUGAGAACUACGCUCAGAUUCAGAACCCUUCUUGGAUAGGCAGCAGUAGUGCAUCAUCUCCGGUCCCUGGCUGCGUCGUACCCUGCGACUCAGUCACUUCCUGCAUGCCUCCACAUCCACACGCUGCUAGCGGAGUGUCUGACUUCUUGGGGGUGCCCAGUCCUGGAGGUCACAUGGGACAGGCACACAUGGGCAGCUUGUUUGGGAGUCCAGGCAUGAGCACUGGCAUUAAUGGGUAUGAUCUAAACAUGGACCCCGACCGGAAAUCCUCCAGCAUCGCGACACUGCGAAUGAAAGCUAAAGAACACAGUGCAGCCAUCUCUUGGGCUACAUGACAUUAUCUCUGAAGUCCGUCAACAAACAAGAGAAGGAUGAUCAAAUGUGAACACGAGUUAGCCACAAAAGCAUGAACUGGGAAAAAGGAGUGCGUGGACUGACAAAGAAAAUAAGUAAUAGAGAUACCGGGAGAUUUAUUUGGAUUUGAAGUCUAUAGAGACAAGAGAAAAAUCAGAGAUCAUAAAACUGAUAAUGUUCUGGCUUUAAAACAAGAAAGAAAUAAAAAGACAGAAACUUGACAUCUGAAUGCAUGAAAGAAUUAAACGAAUAAAAAAUGAAUAGGGGGGAAAAAAAACUGCACUUAUCCGCCACUAGUGUCCUAUUUGUAAACAUAUAUCAAUUUAUCUAAAGGCAUCUGGCUUCGUUUUCAUCUCAGCAUGAUCAAAACCUGUUCAAUUCCUGUUCUGUCACGGGCUCCUAUUCUAAAUAUGCCAUCUCUGCCUAGACAGUUCCAAAGGGACUGAAAAUAGAGUUUCUCACAGUAUAAAAACUUUCCCACUGCAGCCUUUAUCCAAACAUAUAUGCAGUAAUUGGGGUAAAUUGGACUUCCCAUAUAAAACCUGACAAAAUCCCACACUGAUCACUCCAACAUGGAUUAGUUUGUUCAUAUUAAUUCAGUUAUCAGCUAUUUAGGAUAAGUACUACACUUGCCACGGUCUAAAAAGGGAUCAAACACUUGAAAAAGCCUGUUGGGAGCUGCGCAUCAGGCAUGAUAGACUUAAGAGGGCUUGGAGGUGCCAGAUAUCAGCCGAAAAAGACAGGCAUAACUCUCUUGCAGGUAACUAGGCACUCCAAGGAGGUUUUCACUUGCUUUGAUGAAUUGUGUGCCCCAGUACCAGCAGUCCCCGGAAAAAAAGAUAAGAGCAAUCUGCUAGUGCAAUCCCAAUGUGAUAGUUAAUCACCAUCAAAUUACAGGUGGUGGUCUCUGUCCACAUUGCAAUCUAUCUUUCUCUUCUUAGCUACCACAUUUAAAAAAAAAAAUUUGGAAGAAAAAUUUGUUCUAAAGCUUUUUGGAUAAAAUAUGACAGCAUCAUUCUCUGAGUCACAAAUCUUGGAUCCAUCAUACAAGCCGUCAAAUUGAAUGUCAAACAUAACUAAGAACUACAGAGAAUGAAGGAUGCAAAAACAGGCUGCCAACACUUUCUUUUUUUGCAUUAUGAAUAUCAUGAUACGCUUUAAUUUUUUUCAGUGAAUGUUGCCGUCUGAAAUUUGAGCCAUGCUUUAUUCAUUUUUUUUGGCAGAAGUCCUCAUUGCAGUAUCUAAAAAGAAACUAUUAAUUUGCCAAUCUGUGCAACAUCCUCUAGGGCUUUGAUUGGGUGGAAGCAAUGCUGGGUUUUUGCAUACAAUCACUGACAUUGCCAUGCACGGAGGUGACAGAAAUAUCAAGCAUGCACUAUUGCAAGGUACUAUCAUUCUGAUUCUCCAAAGUCAGAUUUAGGUCAGGUAAAACAUAGAAAGCGGUUUGAAAUAUGGAGAUGAAUCGGAUACGUUCUGCCCUUUGGAGAAGCCAUUUCUAAUUUGUAAUGAAAACCACAUUUCCUUUCCUUCAUUCUGCGGUGCAGCUUAUCUAGAUCCCUGGAGAUACUUAGAUAUAGACACACACACACACAACUUUUUUUUAUUAUAAUACCAGAGCAGUGACACAACAUGGAAUCGUGUAUCAAGCUCCGUUUUAGAAUGACAGAAAACUAGGCUUCCAAAACUCAAAAAUAUACUAUGCUUUGGAUAAAAUAUCAUAUAAUAAUCACCUUGUAAAUGAACCUCAUUGUCAAAAGUUAAUUAGAGAUCACCUGCUUACUGCUGCUCAGUCUCGUGACUCAUGGCCCAGAUAUGAAAUGAAAAGUGUAAGGGCCUUCAUUUUGAGCCAUGCUUCUUUAAUUUUUUGGCAGAAGUGUCCACUGCAUCUUAUCACUUUACCUACCAAGGGACCUGCCAAAAAAGUUAGUGAUAAAAUGUUAAUGUGCUUUUCAUUAUGACUAAAACCAGCACUGAAUCCAUCCAUCAGAGCAGCAGUCCAAACACCAAUCCUCAUUGAGAGACAUGAGUUCUGGCAGUGCAGAAUUAGAAGUCCUGACGCUCUUACUUUGGCCUUUAAGAGGUUGCGGAGCGGGUGAAGUGACUAUAGUGUUCCGGUGUUCUGGGAAAGGACAAUCCACACAGCUGUGUGCAGAGUAAAUGCAAAACAAACAUGCCUUGCACAUGCUUCCCCUUCAGCUGUCAUGGCUCUUCUUUCAAAGCCCCAUGCUGAACAGGGUCUGGCCUACUACCCCAGCCAAAGCAUUAGCCUUCA
Messenger RNA from Carassius auratus (goldfish), 4008 nucleotides. RefSeq names its product homeobox protein aristaless-like 4. Gene Ontology annotation, biological process: regulation of transcription by RNA polymerase II. The transcript is spliced from 4 exons. Gene Ontology annotation, molecular function: RNA polymerase II transcription regulatory region sequence-specific DNA binding; DNA-binding transcription activator activity, RNA polymerase II-specific. NCBI's taxonomy places the organism in Eukaryota, Metazoa, Chordata, Actinopteri, Cypriniformes, Cyprinidae. The record is from RefSeq and is a predicted model, not a curated record. The coding region runs from base 485 to 1717 and encodes 410 amino acids.